CGGCCCCUCCCGUCUGGUCGAUUAAGGCGGGGCGCGGGGCCUGCCGGGAAGGAGGCGGGAGGAUUUCAAGGCAGGAUGGAGGAGAAGCUGGCCCGGGUUACUUUAUGGCUAAAAAAAGUGUAUGGGGACCAGCCCGUUCCACAAUACAAAGUGAACGCACGGUCUGUUGAUAUUUUGCACCAACUUGCAGAAUGCAAUGAAACCAGGGACAGGGACGUCUCUCUGCUGAUAGAUGACGUGAAACAGAAGACAGCGGAAUAUGAAUUAGAAGCCAACUACCUACAGGAUCUUCUUGCACAAAGCGUGAACCUUUCCUUGACCUGUCUGUCCAAGAUGGGUACCCACUAUUUGAAUGCACUGGUAGAUAGUGCAAUGGCACUUGAGACAAAGGACACUUCCCUAGCAAGCUUCAUCCCUGCUAUCAAUGAUUUGACCUCAGACUUGCAUAAAGUGGAAUCAAGGAAUAGAGAAUUGGAACUUGAAUUGACCACCUUUAGGGAAAAGCUAACCAAAGCACUGGUGCUAGAAAAACGUCUUCAGGACGACCUUAAGAAAACAGAAGAACAUGUAAUGGUGGAAAAAGCCAAAGCUGACAGCCGAACCCAAAACAUGAAAUUCCUGAAGAACAAAUCCGAGGACUUCAAAUUCAGGAUCAAGGCUGCAGAGGAGCAGCUUGUUGCCAAUAGGAUGGAUCCCUCCCUGACACAUGAGUCAUUAGUGAGCCUCUCAGAGAAACUAGCUGAACUAAAGCAGCAGACCAGGCCUUUGAAGAAGAAACUGAAGUCCUACCUGGACUUAACGCCUAAUCCUUCCCUUGCUCGAGUGAAGAUUGAAGAAGUAAAGCGGGAGCUGAAUGCUCUUGAGGAGGAGUUCUCUGCAAAAGUAGACAUGAUGGCACUUUCAGUCCCAGAACCCAGAAAACACCGAUUUAUGUAAACCUGCCUGCCUGGAACAGGUCGGGGGGGGGGUGUUGCUUUUUGUUUUGUUUUUUAAUUGUAGAUCUUUCGGAUUUCUAAACCUAUUGGACUUAUAAAUAUUGUCUUGUCACUUAAACUGUGUGCUUGCAACCUUGCAAGCAAUCAAGCUGUUUUUUCAAAGAUUUGCAUAACUUUGUUCUUGUAAAAAUUGUAUAUUCUUUUUUUUUUUUUUUUCUCAAAGCCUGACCAAUAAAACCAGGUUUCCUUC
Messenger RNA from Alligator mississippiensis (American alligator), 1185 nucleotides. RefSeq names its product HAUS augmin like complex subunit 1 (gene HAUS1). Gene Ontology annotation, biological process: centrosome cycle; spindle assembly. The transcript has 9 exons. The coding region runs from base 76 to 936 and encodes 286 amino acids. The record is from RefSeq and is a predicted model, not a curated record. Gene Ontology annotation, cellular component: HAUS complex; cytosol. Lineage: Eukaryota; Metazoa; Chordata; Crocodylia; Alligatoridae.